AUGUCUCAGCGUCAGCAAAGUAGCGUAUAUACACAAGGUGAAGCCUCAGGUCUUGCCGAUGUGCUAGCAGGCCAUAUUAUUAUUUUAUAUCGAGGCCGUGUAGUUUGUCAAGGGCCAAGUACUGGCCUAAAAGACCAAUAUGGAGAUGGCUACCGAGUAAUUAGCAUCACAAACUCAGACACGAAUCAAUGUUCUACAUGGAAACUGGGUAACUCUACCGAGGCUACACGCAAGGUCCUGGAUCUGGAAGGCGCAAACAAAGUGUGCGAUGUCGUAUACCCGACACUGGAACUGGCCAUUCUUAGAGUCACCUCGGACUCGAUGGAAGCUCAACGUUUUAGUGGCGAUGGAAUCAUUGGAGACGAAGCGGUGCAGACAAUGUUGGACGACCAACCUGAAGAUGAGCUUCACAACCUUUCAGAUCUAGAUCUUGAAGUUGGCAGGGCUGUUGGGAUGCUGCGGCAAGUGUGGCUUGUGUUUCGAAAAAGAUACAUGCUUCUUCGGUCUGGCUGGUUUGUAUAUCUUGUCAAUCUGGCGAUCCCAAUUGUAGUCGCCGCUGCUCUCUUCAAAUAUAUCCGACAUUGGGAUACUUUGACGACGUGCGAUAUGCAACGAAACUAUCUUUAUAGUGGGUCACCACUAGGAGAUAUUCAAGACUUUGAAUCCACGGGAGGCGACAAAAUUGCUGUCCUCGGUCCCAACAACUGCUUUUCAGGAGCUGUGCAGGAUCAGCUGCUUGUGGAUAGUGUGUCUUCUUUUCUAAGCCAAUACGAUAGCACAGGUAGCCAGUCACCUGCACAGCUUAUACCUGGCAGUGUGGUCAAAGUAGGAGAGGAAGAUGGCAUUCUUAAGGCUAUAGAAGAUGCCCAAGGACUCAUUGGAUUCGGGUUACGGUCUCCAGAACCGGGAAUAAAUACGUUCUUUCAUGUCGCGAGUCCGUACGCAACUGGGAUUGGACUGCAAGCAUUUGAUUAUGUGACAAAUAGAAUGAGCAACAUGACGGCGUCUGCAGGACUGACGCGAAAAGUCAGUAGCAGCGUGCAGGUUCUCAAUCAUGUCCCUAUAAAACACGAAUGGAGGACUCUGCCUCUCCAGAUGCUUGUCGUCCUAGUGUUUGUGGCUGCAGCUUCCACUGCGUCCCACGUCAGAGCACUGCAGUAUAGCAACAGAGUAUCGCCUUUGGCAUUGUGGGUUGCUUAUUUACUAUUUGACAUCCAAUUCAUUCUGAUAGAAGCAUGGGUUGUCUGGGGACUAUUGUUCUCCGGUCCCAACGGCAAUCGAAUUUCGUCCAGAUUUUACGCGACUCACAGCAUCUACGUGAAUGGAAUAUCUGUCGUGGAUCAAGCUCGCAAGGCUCGGAUGGACAUCGGGGUGUGUCCUCAAGAGGACGCCGUUGACAACCUCACUGUCCAACAGACGCUUACAUUCUACGCCUCUGUGAAAGGACUCAAGAACGUACAGAGCAAUGUAGGCCAGGUACUUACGGCUCUCAAUAUUUCUCGGUUCAAAUACCAGGCACACAAAGCGCUGAGUGGCGGUACCAAGCGUAAAUUAGCGGUCGCCAUUGCUCUCCUGGGUAACCCGCAGCUCUUACUACUGGAUGAGCCUUCCACAGGACAAGAUGCAGGAGCUAAACGUAUCCUGUGGCAGGCCUUGAGGCGGGUGGGCAGCGGCCGUGCCAUCUUGCUGACUACCCACAGCAUGGAAGAAGCUGAAGCACUCGCAAGCAAAGUGGCCAUUGUAUCUACACGCAUACUCGCUGCGGGCUCACUUUCAUCUUUGCAAGAGAUGUAUGGUGAUUUGUAUGAAAUCCGGGCACUUCGAUUGGAUACUGUCAACAAAUACGUAGCAGAAACAGAGGUGAGAUCGGUUCUCGGCCAGUGGGGUAUCGAAGUUGUGGAUUACUGGGACGCAAAUGGCCUCGUUCAGUUCGAUAUUACCCUUGACCGAACAGCACUAGGGAGGAUCAUGGUGGGGAUGGAGUGUUUAGUUGGAAACCACGGCAUCAUUUCCACUGUCAGUGAAAUGGGAAGCUCUUCGCAGUCAUACGGAACGGUCCUUAAGGCAUACAACUUGAUUGGGCCGACGAUGGAGGAAGUCUUCAUGAACGUCAUGAUACUCCCUGUGGAAAAAUUACAAGAAUAG
Talaromyces atroroseus is the source of this 2145-nucleotide messenger RNA. RefSeq lists its product as hypothetical. Gene Ontology annotation, molecular function: ATP binding; lipid carrier activity; ABC-type transporter activity. Gene Ontology annotation, biological process: lipid transport; transmembrane transport. The record is from RefSeq and is a predicted model, not a curated record. The transcript has 8 exons. Bases 1 to 2145 code for a protein of 714 amino acids. Gene Ontology annotation, cellular component: intracellular membrane-bounded organelle; membrane. NCBI's taxonomy places the organism in Eukaryota, Fungi, Ascomycota, Eurotiomycetes, Eurotiales, Trichocomaceae.